Penicillium salamii is the source of this 462-nucleotide messenger RNA. NCBI's taxonomy places the organism in Eukaryota, Fungi, Ascomycota, Eurotiomycetes, Eurotiales, Aspergillaceae. The record is from the annotation of a GenBank genome assembly.
AUGAAGACUUCUUUUGUUGCUGUCGCUCUUUCCUUUGCCACAAUCGGCUCAGCGGCCCCGACGACCGAAAGCCGAAAAUGGCCCUACAGCAUUGACAGUCUGUCGCUGAAGCAUCUCAUUGAGAGUAACACUUUUGAUUUGUCCUGGACCCUUACUUCUAGGGGUCCAUAUGGCGAGGAUCUAGGGAGCACGACCUGCCACACGGCUUGGUACAACGGCUCCAAUCCUGUCGGACCCGAGAACCCCGAGUCUUGCGCCGACCCUGCGUACCAAUACUGGUUCCCAAAUGGUAUCGAGAACCUUGAGAGCUAUGAAAUCGCCGUCAAAGGCUCCGCCGGCCCAGCCAGCACCACCAUCUCAGCUGGACCCAAGUACCAGUGUGGUCCGUACACUGGACCCAUCGGCAAUGUCGACAAAGAAUGCAAGAUCACCAACGGUGGGGCAUUCUACCUCCACGAAUGA